UCUCGGUGGACGUCAGUACUCAGGCAAUGGAGUUCAGAGGAGGUUCUGUCCUGGGGACCAUCCAGGAGGCUCACAGUACACAGGACACACUAUCCGGCUACACACACGCCCACAACACCCCAGAGACACCUAAGCCUGUGUUUACCAUCAGUCACUCAGCUGCUGGGUGGGAAGAUGGCGGGGGACUCAGAAAACCUUCCCGGGAGGAGGUACAACAUGAUAAACCUAAUCUAAGAGAAGGCAGCGAGUGUUGGGGAGCGCGCCACACCUUAACACUGAUGACGUUCCUCUGCCUGACGCUACAAUACUCCACGCGGGUAAACUUGUCCAUAGCCAUCGUAGCUAUGGUGGGGCCGACCUCAAACAACGGCACCAACGAGACACUCCCUGACACCUGCCCCGCGCCAGAUGAUGACGGAGACUCCGGUGGCAUCGACGUGCAAGGAGAGUUCAACUGGGAUGAACAGACUCAAGGGCUGGUGUUGGGAGCCUUCUACUGGGGUUACGCCACUACUAACUUUGUGGGCGGACGGGCGGCGGAGUAUUUGGGAGGCCGCCUGGUGUUGGGUAUGAGUUUGUUGCUCUCCUCACUCCUCACCCUCUUCAACCCUCUCUGUGCCUCCCUCUCGAAGGAACUCUUCAUUGCUAUUAGGAUCGUACAAGGCAUAGUGCAGGGAGUGACGUAUCCUUCUCUCGGCCUUCUGGUAGUCUCCUGGAUACCCCCCAAGGAGAAGGCCAUACUCGCCUCCAUCGUGUACACAGGGUCGCAGGCGGGCGCUGUGUUGCCACUUGCAGCAGGUGGGUGGCUGUGUAACUCUGGGUUCCUAGGUGGGUGGCCAUCACUGUUCUAUGUGUUUGGUGGUCUGGGGCUCGUGUGUACCGUCUUCUGGUUCCUGCUGGUGCACAACUCCCCUAGCACACACCCUAGGAUCUCCCCAGCUGAACUGAGAUACAUCCAGUCAAGCCAAAGUUCAUUCAAGACAUCGAAGUUAGAGGUAAUACCAUGGAAGGCGAUCAUUAACUCAAGACCCAUGUGGGCGGCGUCAGUGAUCGCUUUGGGGACAAACUUCUCCUUCUUUGUCCUACUGAGCGAGAUGCCGACCUACUUCAGCAACAUACAACACCUGGAUAUAUACAGUAACGGGAUGGUGUCUGCUCUACCUUAUUUUAUAUACUGGGUCUUUAGUAUUGUGUGGGGCAUCUUUAUGGGCAUUCUUACGCAGAGGGGGCUGCUCUCUGUGACCUGGGUGAGGAAGAUCUCUACUAAUGUAGCAAUUUUCGUCUCAUCAGCUGCGUUAGUUGGUCUAUGUUUCGUGAACUGUGAUUCUACCCUGGCGAUGGCAGCGCUCUGUGUGUCGGUGGGUUCCUGUGGUGCGUCAUACAGCGGUUCUUCCCUCACCGAACAAGACAUCGGCCCCAGCCUUGUCGGUACUUUAGUGGGUAUCAACAACACCCUAACAUCCAUCACAGGUUUUUUGGCUCCCAUCAUCACUGGAAUCAUCAUCAAUGGUCAUCAAACACUCACCAGGUGGAAGAUUGUGUUCAUUGUUACAAUCAUCGUUAAUGUCUCAACCAACAUCUUCUAUAACUUCUUCAUGUCAGCAGAUGUUCAGCCCUGGAAUAACCCGCCAACACGUCUACACACUAUCUGAAUCUUCCAAGGACACACUGGGAGAGGAUCAAGACACAAUCAACCCAUGAAUAACAGGAGUUUGCUAAGUUUCUCGUCUCCUCUCAUCACCAACUGGCCCUCUCAUCACCAACUGGCCCUCUCAUCACCUGAGCUCCAACAAACACUCUUGCUUCACUCCGCUAACAAUAACAAAUUACUCGUGUUUGUUCUCUAACAGGAUAUUCAUACGUUAUCUACUGUGCAUUCUUCUGUUGUCAGGAUAUUCUUUCAAGUUAUCAUGCCUCUAAAACCCAUACGUAGGAUUCUUAAAAAAAUAAAUAAAAAUAAAAAAAAU
This is a messenger RNA of Homarus americanus (American lobster), 1967 nucleotides long. RefSeq names its product sialin-like. The coding region runs from base 27 to 1652 and encodes 541 amino acids. Gene Ontology annotation, biological process: monoatomic anion transport; transmembrane transport. The record is from RefSeq and is a predicted model, not a curated record. NCBI's taxonomy places the organism in Eukaryota, Metazoa, Arthropoda, Malacostraca, Decapoda, Nephropidae. The transcript is spliced from 10 exons. Gene Ontology annotation, molecular function: transmembrane transporter activity.